Molecule: messenger RNA, 711 nt
Organism: Microthlaspi erraticum
Lineage: Eukaryota; Viridiplantae; Streptophyta; Magnoliopsida; Brassicales; Brassicaceae
Source: the annotation of a GenBank genome assembly
AUGGCCGUCGAUGCACAACAGCUCUCUGACAUGAUGCUUCAGCUACACGCAAGCUGGCUCAUGCCUUUGCAAGUAGCUGUGGCUCUUGUGCUUCUCUACGGCGUCCUUGGACCUGCCGUGGUCACUACCGUUGUCGGUUUAACCGGAAUCUUCGUCUUCAUUCUCAUGGGAACGAAACGAAACAACAGGUUUCAAUUCAGCCUCAUGAUGAAUCGUCGUGAUUCCCGGAUGAAAGCAACUAACGAGAUGCUUAACUACAUGAGAGUCAUCAAGUUUCAAGCUUGGGAAGGUCAUUUCAACGAGAGAAUCCUCAAGUUUCGUAACAUGGAGUUUGGUUGGCUGUCGAAGUUUCUUUACUCCAUCGCCGGAAACAUCAUCGUGCUAUGGAGCACGCCGGUGUUGAUCUCAGCGCUCACUUUCACAAGCGCUGUUUUCUUGGGAUUCAAGCUUGACGCAGGCACAGUGUUCACCACAACGACCAUUUUCAAGAUACUUCAAGAACCGAUCAGGACGUUUCCGCAGUGUAUGAUCGCACUUUCGCAGGCAAUGAUCUCUCUCGGAAGACUCGACGCUUUCAUGUCGAGCAGAGAGCUAUCGGGAGAGAGAGUGUGGAGAGGAGUCAAGGCUGUGAUGGGAAUGUCGCUGUGGAGAUCAAAGAUGGAAGCUUUAGUUGGGAUGAUGAAGAUGACGAGCCUGCGAUUGAAAACAUAA